AGGCUCACUGGCAGUACUUGACUUACGUACGGUUCAAGCCACUGACUCGCGCCCGGCGUCGUGGUUAGUGUGAUCGUCCUCCCCCCCUCUAUAGAUCACACAUCGUCUGCCUAGGGGAGACAAGGCGUCGUGAGGCUCGAGUUUCGACAGCCACAUACGGAAAUGGGUGAUAGCAAAGAUGUCGAAGCAGGAAUAGAGGCGGUGCCUUGCCUGUCGAACCCCAAAGUCACGGACGAUGACAUUCCACCUUCCGAGCCAAGGCUAUAUCCCGCAUAUUCGAUGGCGGAAACACCUACUUGGACCUCCCGAGUACUCGCGAGCCCUCAUGUGGCCCGUCUCACAGACUAUGGUCGGCGGCUCCAAGCCCAAGCAACCGCGAAAGUAGCCGAAACAUAUCCACAAGUACUCGCCACCCUCCGACGCGCCGCGAAGCUCUGCGGCCUCGUCCUCAUGCUCAUCUUCGUCGUCAUCCUCGCCUCCUGGUUCAUCGCGCUCUCCCACUGGUUCACCGUCGUCUUCGGGCACAUCGUCCUGCGGUACGCCGUCCCCGCGACGCUCGACGACGCCUUCGCGGAGGGCCAGCUCGACAACACCAUGAUCUUCGCCGCGAUCGGCGCGCUCGUCGUGAACCUCCCCCCGCUCGUCAUCUUCCUCCUCUCCUUCCCGCUCACGUUCGACCGCACCGUGCUCGAGGGCAGCGCCGCGCCCGCGAACGAGUUCAUCAAGCGCAUCACGCCCAAGAACCGGUACGCGCUGCUCUUCAUGAAGUACGCGCCGCGGCUUUUGGCGGGGCCUAUCGGCUGCCAGAUCUUCUGGUUGCUCUCGGGGGACGACUCCCCGCAGAAAAUUGCGCUGGACCCGCUGCACGCGGCUUUGGCAGGGGCCGCUGGGGAGGGCGCGCUCACUGCGCUGGGGCUGGUGAAGAACCACUUGCUGGGGAAACGGGCGACUGCUAACGGGACAGAUCCGGGGAAGAGCGGUGAAGAGGUGCUGCCUAUGACAAGGCCGGCGUAGCUGGUUUGUGUGUACUCAUGCUGUGAUAUACGGACGGAUAUAGGGUUGCUAUCUUGA
Molecule: messenger RNA, 1071 nt
Organism: Trametes versicolor FP-101664 SS1
Lineage: Eukaryota; Fungi; Basidiomycota; Agaricomycetes; Polyporales; Polyporaceae
Exons: 2
Coding region: 163-1014 (283 amino acids)
Source: RefSeq, a predicted model, not a curated record